Ornithodoros turicata is the source of this 1221-nucleotide messenger RNA. Its product is annotated as zinc finger protein 501-like. The transcript has 3 exons. NCBI's taxonomy places the organism in Eukaryota, Metazoa, Arthropoda, Arachnida, Ixodida, Argasidae. The coding region runs from base 1 to 1221 and encodes 406 amino acids. The record is from RefSeq and is a predicted model, not a curated record.
AUGUUGAAAGCCAGCCUCGAAUGCCACAUGUUUGCACACUGUCACAAUGAGUCUGAAAAGUGUUCCAUUGCUCUUCCAACAGAUGUUCAGAUGGGAGAGAAGGGUUCUGGGUGCAACACCUACCCCUCUGCAUUCUCGUGGUCUAGAAGUGAGGGGAACCUCAUGGCGAAGCAUACUGACAACAGGCCAUACAAGAGCGAUGUCUGCCCUGCAGAAUUUAGCCUGAGCGGGAACAUACAGCGGCACAAGCGGACAGAUUCAUGCAAGAAACCAUACAAGUGCGAUGUCUGCCCUGCAGAGUUCAGACGGAGUGCUCACCUGCAGCAGCACAAGCGGACACACACAGGCGAGAAGCCAUACAAGUGCAGUGUCUGCCCAGCGGUGUUCAGUCAUAACAUACGCUUAUGGCAUCACAAGCGGACACACACGGGCGAGAAGCCAUACAAGUGCGAUCUCUGCCCUGCGGAGUUCAGUCAGGGCGGGCACCUACGGCAGCACAAGCGAACACACACGGGCGAGAAGCCAUUCAAGUGCGACAUCUGCCCCGCGAUUUUCAGUCAGAGCGGGUCCCUACGGUGUCACAAGCUACACACACAGCACAAGCGGACACACACUGAUGAGAAGCCAUACAAGUGCGAUGUCUGCCAUGCAGAGUUCAGCCAGAGCGGGACCUUACAGCAGCACAAGCGGACACACACGGGUGAGAAGCCGUACAAGUGCGAUGUCUGCCCUGCGAAGUUCAGUCAGAGUGGGCAGUUAUUGCGUCACAAGCGGACACACACGGGAGAGAAGCCGUACAAGUGCGAUGUCUGCCCUGCGAAGUUCAGCAGGGGCGGGAACCUACAGCAGCACAUGCGGACACACACGGGCGAGAAGCCAUACAAGUGCAAUGUCUGCCCAGCGAAGUUCACUCAGAGCGGGCAGUUAUGGCAUCACAAGCGAACACACACGGGCGAGAAGCCAUACAAGUGCGAUGUCUGCCCUGCGAAGUUCAGCAGGGGCUGGUACCUACAACAGCACAUGCGGACACACAUGGGCGAGAAGCCAUACAAGUGCGAUCUCUGCCCGGCAGUCUUCAGACAGAGUGCAACCUUGUCACGUCACAAGCGAACACACAUGGAUCUGAGGCACAGCACAAAACAGCAGUAUAACAAGAAGACCUACAUGGGUGUGAAGCGAUACAAAUGCAUCCUUUGUGCUGCACAGUUAGUGUACAGCUGA